CUCUUCUCUCUCUCUCUCUCUCUCUCUCUCUCUCUCUCUCACGGAAGAGCCACCGUCUAGUUGUUCCCCGCGAAUCGGUUCUCCGUGGGUUUUGGGAUACGCACACAUACACACACGCACACGUAUACACACGCGCACGUACACACACACACACACACACACGGAGAGACACACAGGCGCGCGUCAUGGCGCACGUCGCGCACCUGUUCGUCGCGCUGGCGUGGAUUAUUUCGGUGCACGGAUCUUUCUGCAGCGGCGGCGCUGGCGUUGGUGUCGGCGUGUUGAACCGGAGGCACGAGCAUCACCGCCUCCUCGCGGAGGAGGAGGAGGACGAGACCCGAGCAGCACCGGAUGCUCCGCGGAGGCUCGCGAGGUCGCCGAAAGUGGCGUCUCUGCUGAGCAGCUCGUUCGUGCUGAAAGGCGACGCCGCGCACAACCAGGCGAUGGUUCACUGGACGGGCGAAAACAGCAGCGUCAUCCUCAUCUUGACGAGAUAUUACCACGCCGAUUCCAGCAAAGUGCUCGAGAGCUCCCUCUGGAGGUCCAGUGAUUAUGGAACCACAUACAGCAAACUCAACCUGAUGCCUGGAACCACCAUCAUAGUCACCAAUUUCUACAUCUGCCCCAGUAAUAAGAGGAAGGUGAUCCUGAUCAGCUCCACCAUUAAUGAGCAGGAUCAGAUGCUCUUCAUCAGCACAGAUGAGGGAGCGUCCUUCCAGAGACAGCCCCUGUCCUUCACCGUGGAGACGCUCCUCUUCCACCCGUCAGACGAGGACAAACUGCUGGCUUACAGCAAAGAGGCCACGGUUUAUGUGUCUACUGAUCUGGGAAGGAAAUGGACACUGCUGCAGGAACGAGUGACCAAAGACCGAGUUUUCUGGUCUGUAGCUGGGGUGGAUGUGGACCCUGAUUUGGUACAUAUGGAGAUACAAGACACUAGUGGAGGUUACCUGUACGUGACGUGUCUGAUACAGAACUGCUCGGAUAAGAUGGUGACGGCUCAGUUCCUGGGUAAAAUCGACCACAAUUCUCUCUCAGUGCAGAACGACUACGUGUUUGUGAAGGUUACCAUGUCUAAUCGUACAAAGUGCUACGUCUCUUAUCGACGAAACGAGUUUGUGCAGAUGCGCUUGCCCAAGUUCGCCCUGCCAAAGGAUGUGCAGAUUGUGAGCACGGAUGAGAACCAGGUGCUGCUGGCCCUGCAGGAAUGGUACCAGACGGACACAUAUAACCUGUACGCCUCAGACCAGCAGGGUGUUUAUUACUCCAUCUUGUUGGAGAACGUACGCAGCACCAAGCAGCCCGAGGAGAACGUCAUCAUCGACGUGCUGGGGGUGCGUGGCAUCAAAGGCGUCUUCCUAGCCAAUCAGAAAGUAGACGGCAAAGUCAGGACUCUCAUCACAUUUAAUAACGGGCGGGAUUGGGAGCUGCUGACUCCACCCACUGUUGACAUGAAUGGCAAAGCGGUGAACUGCAAACAGCCAGACUGUCACCUUCACCUCCACCUGAGAUGGGCUGACAACCCGUACGUUUCUGGUACGGUCCAUACUAAAGACUCCGCCCCUGGCCUUAUCAUGGGUGCAGGCAAUCUCGGCUCUCAGUUGGUUGAAUAUAAAGAGGAGAUGUACAUCACCAAUGACUGUGGAAAGACCUGGAGACAGGUGUUCGAAGAGGAGCAUCACAUCCUGUAUCUGGAUCACGGUGGCGUCAUCGUGGCCAUCAAAGACACGUCCAUCCCACUAAAGAUCCUCAAGUUCAGUGUGGAUGAAGGACGUACUUGGAGCAUCCAUAAUUUCACCAGCACGUCAGUGUUUGUGGAUGGCUUGCUGAGCGAACCCGGAGAUGAGACCCUGGUUAUGACUGUGUUUGGUCACAUUAGCUAUCGUUCAGACUGGGAGCUGGUGAAGGUGGAUUUCCGCCAGUCUUUCCCUCAGCAGUGUAACGAGGACGACUACGAGUCAUGGAAACUCACUAACCUGCAGGGAGAGCAUUGUAUCAUGGGACAGGAGCGAGUGUUCAGAAGAAGGAAGGAGUCGUCUCUGUGCAUUAAAGGGAAGAGCUACACGUCUGCACUGAUGGCUAAACCCUGCCAGUGCACCGAGAAAGACUUCAGCUGUGAUUAUGGAUUCGAGCGCAGCCUCAAAGCCGAAGGUGAUCGCUGUUACCAUGACUUCUGGCACGACCCUGAAGCUCCGCCCGAAAACUGCCAUUUGGGACACACCUACAAGACCAGCACAGGCUAUCGUAAGCUCACCUCGAACACGUGUGAAGGUGGGAUGAAUAAAGAGGAGAGCGGGAAGCAGCGUGCCUGCCCUCUGAUGCCCCCCAGAGGUCUACAACUGGGCAUCAAGGGGCAGAUGCUUACUGUGGCACCUGGUGAUGACAUCACCUUCAUCGUCCAUCAGGAGCGGGGUGAUACGAGCAGUACCCGGUACCAGGUGGACCUUUCAGACGGCGUCCGUGCCAUUUAUCAGAACUUAACCGUGACAGAUGAACCAAUCCAGCACCGCUAUGAGAAGCCGGGUUUUUAUCGGGUCAGUGUGAAGGCGGAGAACGCAGCCGGUGACGAUCGGGCCACUCUGUACAUCCGGGUCACACAGCCUUUACAGGAAGUCCACCUAGAAGUGGUGCCCAUCGCAGGAAGGAAACAGGAAGUGAACCUGACUGCUGUGGUGCUACCUGAGGACUCGAACCUGACCGUCUUCUACUGGUGGAUCGGAGAGGAGCUGCAGCCGAGGCUGACGCUGGAGAACAGCAUCCUCACCAGCUUCUCUGAAGAAGGUCAGAUCUCCGUCACUGUCCAAGCAUCUAACGGACGCUCCACGGUGCAGGACAGCAAAACCGUACGCGUUUACGAUCAUUUCCAUGUCAUUCCUCUUGGCUUCAGUCCGAACUUGGAUCGCUUCAACCCCAACAUCCCGGAAUGGAGAGAGGACGUGGGACACGUGGUCACCAAGAUGCUGGCCAAGAUCACUGGACUUCCUCAGGAGUCAAUGGUUGCCAUGGUGAAGCCUGGGCUGCCGACCAGAGCAGACUUAUACGUGUUGCCCACAGAGAACAUGUCCACCAAACGGAGUGGGUUUGCCGAUAAGCACGUGUCCACCAUAAAGCAGGCUCUGAAAGAGAGUAACAUCAGCUUUGUGGUACGUGGUGGACUCAGAGUGUUGGUGACCCUGUCGGAUCCUGACGCAGGGCUAAUAACUAGUGACGUGUCGUCCAGAGCAGCCGCGAGCGACUCUCGGAUCGGUGCUGCCAGUCCUGGGUUCUGGGCUUUGGCUGGCAUUCUUCUCGUCACGUUCAUCACUACAGGACUCUUCCUCCUCUACAAGUUUAAAAGGAAGCUGCCGGGACGUAACGUCUAUGCCCAGAUGCACAAUGAAAAGGAGCAGGAAAUGACCAGUCCUGUCAAUCACAGCGAUGACACGCAACAUAUCAUCCAAGGGGAGGAGUUUAUCGACGAUGACCUCGACUCGCAGACGCUGGGUAACGGCCGAGGCAACCACUCGGGAGUGGUGCUGAGCAUAACAUCGAGGGAACUGCACGGAUACCUGAGUAGCUGAUGAUCUUUAGCUCCGCCCACCAGAACGGAGGCUGCCUUUAACUCCACACACCUGAAUGGACAAAGCCUUUUAGGCCACACCCACAUGUGACCCUAACACGCCCAGACAGGAGGAACAGUGAAACUGCACAUAUUAACCAUCAGCACAGCAAAACCUCUCUAACCAUCUCUCUCAUUAGCUCACACACACACACACACACACACACACUCCCUCUUUCUCUAUCUCUCUCUCUCUCACACACACAAACACACACAUACUCCCCCUCCCCUCUCUCUCUCUCUCUCUCUCUCUCUCUCACACACACACACACACACACACACGCACUCACACAUCUAUCUGUCUAUAUAUCUAUCUCUUUCUCCCUCUCUAGACAUCAGUUUAUUAAAUGCUGAAGAGAGUUACACACACACACACACACACACACACGUGCGGUGUCUUGUUUCUUCUCUCCCUCUGUCCUGUCUCUUGGUAUGACGGGACAUCCUCAGCACUUACACUUUCACUGAUGCCCAGGGACCAUUUUUACUUCCUGUCACAUGACUGGUCAGUGCACUCUGAUUGGCUGUCUCAGAGAGAAUAUAGAGGUCACGUCUUUUUAGAUGUCUGUGGUGGUAAUUGUGGUGUGUGAUAUAUAUUUUACCUGUUUCUUUAUAAAGUCUCAUACGUUCUGUUCUUCCUCCCAUCAUUUUCCUUGUUUGUUUGAGUUGAUAGAGCUCUCUUUCUCUCAGGCCUGAGUGGUGCUGUAGUGGGUCUGAAUCUGUCACCCAUCCAUGAUUUUUAUGUUAAUCUUAAGAAUGGUAGUGAGCAUGAGGUUAGAGUUUGUGUAAAUGACCAGGAUGAGCGUGGAAAUCAGGAGUAGCCAAGUUUAUCCACACAGCCAAAGGGACAAUAAUUCCCCAUCUGUAAUUUCUCUUUAUUUUUUCAUCCACAUUCUCAGCUUCUGAUGCAAUAAGAAAUCACAGGAUUCUGUCCUCUACUGAGUCAAAUGGGAUAGAAAGAUCUUCCUCACUUACUGUGUGAUAUUCAGGAGAAACACAGCAGGGUUUUUUGUGGGGAUUGUAAAAAAAAAUAAAUAAAAUGGAAGAAGGAUGGCGGACAGAGACUAAAGCCAAAAGCCCUCACAAGACCUUUGUUUGUUUGUUUUGCUUUCACAGCACUAUAGCAGAAAGCCUUCCCAAGUCAUUUGUAUGUUUUUGUUUGUUUUACUUUACAACACUGCAACAACCCCCUAUACAUUUGUUAAUUUGCUUGUUUUGCUUUGCAAUGCUAUAGCAAAAAGCCUCUAAGACAUAUGUUUGUUUUCCUUUAGUAUUGAAAGCCCUCCAAGAUGUUUGUUUGUUUGUUUGUUUGUUUUUUUGUUUAGCUUUACAAUGCUCUAGCCAUUUGUUUGUUUGCUUGUUCAAUUGUUCAUUUUUCUUUACAACACUGUAACAAAAGCCUUUUUUUGUUUGCUCUACUUUACAACACUUUAAAAAGCCCCACAAGGAAUUUGUUUUUAUGUGCUUGUUUGUUUGUUUUGCUCGACAAUGCUAUAGCAAAAUGCCUCCUCAAAAAGAAAUUUAUUUGUUUGUUUGUUCUGCUUUAAAAUAUUAUAUAAAAAAAAGCUCUCCUAGGACAUAUUCGGUAUUCUUUUGUUUGUUCUUACUUUAUUUGAACUACAACAACAACUAAACUCUUGAGGCAUUUGUUUGUUUUUGCUUUGUAAUGCUAGGACAAAAAACUCAUGAGGCACCUUCAUUGUUAGUUUUUGGUCUUUUUUUUGAUAGGUGGAGUGGUAAGAAACAAACAAACAAACAAAAGCCCCCACAAGAAAUAUUAGCUUUUGGGGUUUGUUUGUUUGCUUUGUUUAUAGUUUUUUUGUGGGAACAAUAAUAAAAAAGCCCUCACAACAUAUCUUUUUCUUUUAAUAAAUUACUCUUACUAUCAACAUUAUUAGGUAAAACUGAGCAGUGAAACAUUUAGAUGGAAUAAGACAGAAACAAAGCGUUAUCCAAACAACUAAACCGUACUGAUCUUAGGAUCAACAGCGCAGUUCGUUAUUUAUUAGACGAUUUCAUGAUUAGAGUUUUGCAGGUGUGCUUUUGUACGUGCAAAGCCUAUAUUAGGCCAAAAGUGACGAGAGAUCCCCUUUUCUUUGGCUGGUGUAUAUAGACAUGUGUGUGUGUGUGUAUAUAAACAACAUCCAGCUGUAAAUUAUCCCAAAAAUCACCACUACACAUUUCACACUAAAGACCAAAACAUGCAGUUUCCUGAGUUCCAGAAGAGUUUCCCGAGUUCCCUAGGGCUAACACAGUUUAAAUUUCUCAUCUUCAUCUUCAUCUCGCUGCUUCCAAAACGUUCACACCAUUUAUUUGUUCAACAUAAAGUCAGUGAUUUUUCAUUUUUGGGGGAAUUUAUGCAAAUUAGAUUUGAUGAACUGAGAAGUGUGUGUUUGUGUAACAGCUUGUAACUGGACUUGCACUAAAUGUUUGUAUUUUUCCAUUUGAAUAAAAAAGAGAACUGGGUUUGGUUUUCCUUCAUCAGGCCAACUCAGAUCACUUAGAUUUCUCCUAAAUCCUCGUCUUAACCUCAACUUUAUACCGUCCCUGGUUUCAUUUUGGCCCUAAUGUGAAAGUAAAAAAGGAGACUUUUGAAAUAUUUUUGAGGCAAGGAAAUGUUUUGUACCUCUAUAUGCACAUAUUUGGCUUAACAGUAGUUUGUAGGUAAUGAGGUAGUAAAGUGGCAUUUACUCCCCCCCCACAUUUCUGGUGGAAUUAAAGGGAAUAAGGGCAUGUUUCUGCGUCAGCAUUUUUGUCCUUUCUAAAGAAAGUUCCAGUGAGUUACAUUUUGAAACCUGACUGCACAUUUUUAGCGGACCUGGAUUUUGUUUAAUAUGCUUUGUUUCUUUGUUUAUGUGUAAAUGACUCAAGAUGCAGAAAGCAAACUGCACUUAACCUGUGUGGCUGAAAACACACACACACACACACACACACAUUACUGUAUAGGUUUGUUCUAAUGGUUGGAUCUGUUCAA
Molecule: messenger RNA, 6572 nt
Organism: Hemibagrus wyckioides
Lineage: Eukaryota; Metazoa; Chordata; Actinopteri; Siluriformes; Bagridae
Gene: sorcs2
Product: sortilin-related VPS10 domain containing receptor 2
Exons: 28
Coding region: 186-3560 (1124 amino acids)
Cellular component (GO): membrane
Molecular function (GO): protein binding
Source: RefSeq, a predicted model, not a curated record